Myotis brandtii (Brandt's bat) is the source of this 3088-nucleotide messenger RNA. RefSeq names its product phospholipase C, delta 3 (gene PLCD3). Lineage: Eukaryota; Metazoa; Chordata; Mammalia; Chiroptera; Vespertilionidae. Gene Ontology annotation, biological process: intracellular signal transduction; lipid metabolic process. The transcript has 14 exons. Bases 420 to 2582 code for a protein of 720 amino acids. The record is from RefSeq and is a predicted model, not a curated record. Gene Ontology annotation, molecular function: phosphatidylinositol-4,5-bisphosphate phospholipase C activity.
CGAGCUCGGUCUCUGAACGAAUUGAACUCGUAAGUCAAGGCCCCACUGUACUGAGAUUUCCAUUUUAUGCACGGAGAACAUGUGGUUUAGAGCAGGGGUAGGAGAAAUGGGUGAACUUUUCUUUAAUUAAAAUAAAUUGAAUAUAAAAUAAACAACUAAUUAAAUUCUGCUCUCUCCUACCUCCCAUGCCCAGGUAUUUGUGGGGGCAGGGGAAGGAGGAGGAGGAUAGGAGCUGAAAGGUUCAGUUCAUAGCCAAGGGCACAUAUUUCCACCACUUCCUUAGAAUUCCGGCCAGUGGCGGGAGGUGGUGGUGGUGGUGGAGAAUUCUGGCCAGUGACUGAAGCUUGUUUCCUUGUGUGUUAGGACAUGAGCAGGGCCGGGAGUGUGUGCAGUAGGUGCUCUGUACGCAUUUUGUUUUAAUGAAACCAGACAACCAAGGUGUCCAGGCUGCCUGUCACUACUUGAGCCAGUUCAGCAGAGACAGGGUUGAAUCACAUAUGAACGUUUAUUCCAAUAACGCCAACGACAUGGGAGAGCAGCAGGCCACGCACAAACAUCUGCUCUGCAACCCACCCCCCUCCCGCCUGACGGAGGAUGAGGACGUGCGCGCCAUGCUUCGAGGCUCCCGCCUCUGCAAGAUCCGCUCGCGGACGUGGCAGAAGGAGCGGCUGUACCGGCUGCAGGAGGACGCCUGUCAGUCACCUGCCAGUGGGGGGUGGUGCCCAGCCUGUUGCUGGUAUUUCCUGAGCACCCACACCUGGAUCCACUCCUAUCUGCACCGGGCGGACUCCAACCAGGACAGUAAGAUGAGCUUCAAGGAGAUCAAGAGCCUGCUCAGAAUGGUCAACGUGGACAUGAAUGACAUGUACGCCUACCGCCUCUUCAAGGAGUGUGACCACUCCGACAACGAGCGGCUGGAGGGGUCUGAGAUUGAGGAGUUUCUGCGGCGCCUGCUGAAACGCCCGGAGCUGGAGGAGAUCUUCCAUCGGUACUCGGGCGAGGACCGCGUGCUGAGCGCCCCCGAGCUGCUGGAGUUCCUGGAGGACCAGGGCGAGGACGGCGCCACGCUGGCCCACGCCCAGCAGCUCAUCCAGACCUAUGAGCUCAAUGAGACAGCCAAGCAGCACGAGCUGAUGACACUGGAUGGCUUCAUGAUGUACCUGUUGUCACCAGAGGGGGACGCCCUGAACCCCGCCCACACGUGCAUGUUCCAGGACAUGGACCAGCCCCUCGCCCACUACUUUAUCUCCUCCUCCCACAAUACCUACCUGACCGACUCCCAGAUUGGGGGCCUCAGCAGCACUGAGGCCUACGUUAGAGCCUUCGCCCAGGGAUGCCGCUGUGUGGAGCUGGACUGCUGGGAGGGGCCAGGAGGGGAGCCAGUCAUCUACCAUGGCCACACGCUCACCUCCAAGAUCCUUUUCCGAGAUGUGGUCCAGGCCGUCCGUGACCACGCCUUCACGCUGUCCCCAUACCCUGUCAUCCUCUCCCUGGAGAACCACUGUGGGUUGGAACAGCAGGCUGUCAUGGCCUGCCACCUCCGCACCAUCCUGGGGGACAUGCUGGUGACACAGGCACUGGACUCCCAGAACCCUGAGGAGCUGCCAUCCCCAGAGCAGCUGAAGGGCCGGGUCCUGGUGAAGGGCAAGAAGCUGCCAGCUGCUCGGAACGAGGAUGGUCGAAUCUUGUCGGACCGGGAGGAGGAGGAGGAAGAGGAGGAGGAAGAAGAGAGGGUGGAGGCUGCAGAGCAGAAGCGGCAGGCCAAGCAGAUCUCCCCGGAACUGUCGGCCCUGGCCGUGUACUGCUGUGCCACGCGCCUUCGGACCCUGCGCCCUGCCCCCGUCCCACCCCAGCCCUACCAGGUCAGCUCCCUCAGCGAGCGCAAGGCCAAGAAGCUCAUUCGAGAGGCAGGGAACAGCUUUGUCAGGCACAAUACCCGGCAACUGACCCGUGUCUACCCAUCGGGGCUUCGGAUGAACUCGGCCAACUAUAGCCCCCAGGAGAUGUGGAACUCAGGCUGUCAGCUGGUGGCCCUGAACUUCCAGACGCCAGGCUACGAGAUGGACCUCAAUGCGGGGCGCUUCCUCGUCAACGGGCAGUGCGGCUACGUCCUGAAACCUGCCUGCCUGCGGCAGCCUGACACAAACUUUGACCCUGAGAGCCCUGGACCCCCCAGAACUACUCUCACCAUCCAGGUGCUGACUGCACAGCAGCUGCCCAAGCUGAAUGCUGAGAAGCCGAGCUCCAUUGUGGACCCCCUGGUGCGUGUCGAGAUCUACGGGGUGCCCAUGGACUGUGCUCGAAAGGAGACCGACUACGUGCUUAACAAUGGCUUCAACCCCCACUGGGGGCAGACCCUGCAGUUCCAGCUGCGGGCUCCAGAGCUGGUGCUGGUCCGGUUUGUGGUAGAAGAUUAUGACACCACGUCCCCCAAUGACUUUGUGGGCCAGUUUACACUGCCUCUCAACAGCCUGAAGCAAGGGUACCGCCACAUCCACCUGCUUUCCAAGGACGGGGCCUCACUGUCACCAGCCACGAUCUUCGUCCAUAUCCGAGUCCAGCACUCCCGAGGGCCCGACUGACCCCCUGCGGACACAGCUGCGAGCGGCGGUGAGGCCUCCUCUCAGUGGAGGGCAGUGGUGUACCCGGCCAGCCUGGUGCUGAGGCUGCCUCAGUGCCGCCUAAAGAACAGGGGGGUUAUCUCUUCCCUGCAUCUGAGAUGGCCGAGGACUCAAGGAGCCGGGCCACCUUUCAUUGUGAUUUAUCAAGAGCCAGGCCUGCUACUGCCAGGAGACCUGGGGAGCAGGACAUACGAACCCUCAGCCCCUCUGCCCCUGAGAGGAGUCCAGCCACGGCCUCACCCCACCCAGGUAUUGGCCACCCCCUAAGACUCCCUCCUCAGGUUUUCCUGGGCUCUUCUCUCCGGCUUUUGAACCUGAGCUCCCUUCCCUUGUUAAAGCAAGAAGGGAGAGCUGAGGUUGGGAGCCCUGGGGACUGAGAAGUAGGUUUUUAGCUCGUUUCAUAGAAGAGCCCUGAGAGGGCAGUAGAACAAGACUGUUUUAAAAUAUACAGCAGCAAGCUUCCUUUA